Messenger RNA from Vespa velutina, 6887 nucleotides. Its product is annotated as 3'-5' RNA helicase YTHDC2-like. Gene Ontology annotation, molecular function: RNA binding; protein binding; ATP binding. Bases 2023 to 5487 code for a protein of 1154 amino acids. The record is from RefSeq and is a predicted model, not a curated record. The transcript is spliced from 8 exons. Gene Ontology annotation, cellular component: intracellular anatomical structure. NCBI's taxonomy places the organism in Eukaryota, Metazoa, Arthropoda, Insecta, Hymenoptera, Vespidae.
AAUAUUGAAAGACAUAUGAAAGAUAUAAAUAAUAUAUAAAACCAUAAUAUCUCUAAAGAAUAUGAGAUAUAAUAAAAGAUAUAAAAACGUUUUAAUGAAUAACAGUAAUAAAAAAAAUGUAUUAUCAGAUUUGAUUUAUCUAACUAGUUCAAUCGUGAAUCGUAAACUAUUAGAGAGUAGAUGUAUGUCAAAUUGUUAAUAGUUAAGCAUACACACACACACACACACACACAACACACAAUUCAAUAAAACCGCUAUAACGACGACAACAAUAAUCGGAAAAAUACAUAGAACAUUGAUAAUAAAACAAUAUACAAUUGCAAAUAUAUUACAUAGUUAAGAUAUUAAUUACCUCGUCUAAAGACAUUUUCAGAUUGUUAAUUUAUAUUUAUCGAGAAAAACAAUUUGAUUAUUAUUAAUUAGUAGAAAAGAUUAGAGUAGGAAACACUGUUGAGAGAAACGUGCACGGAGAAGUACGACGUUAUAAAUGAGUACGUGCAGAGGUCGUAACUGUUUUCAUUUUCUGAGAUCGUUAAGGUUUAUACGCAACAAAAAAAAAAGAAAAAAGAAAGAGAGAGAGAGAGAGAGAGAGAGAGACGACAAAAUUUAUUUCAUACGAUCUGUAAAAAGAGAAAAAAGAAACUGUCUUAUAUUUCGUAUAACCUUUGACCCAAAUCUUGAUCUUUACUUUCCUUUAAUUCAUUUCAAUAAAAUAUAUAGAUCGUAUGCAUUUAAAAAUUUUAUAAUUCGCUUAGCAACAAUGAUGGCGCUGCCUGUCCGAUCUCAAACCUAAAAGCUAGUAUCCAUUAGUGAAACUUCGUCUUAUUGAGAUGACCCAAAAACAAGUUGUUACUAUGACAAAUAUAUCUUAUAUUAUCGACCUUUGUGCGUAUAUGAAAUGGUAAAUCAACAGUAAUGAAAGUGCCAGUUAAUUGGGAAAGAUGAUGGAAAGGAAAAAUAUAAUCUUUCGAUAGUUCAUUUCCAUUAUUAUCAGACGGAGUUUAAUUAGUUUUAAUCAAAGUUUAUCGAAAGAAUAAUAAACGUAUUGUGUUAUCCUUAUAGGUAUUUAUUAUAAUUAUUAAUAUCGUAAAAUAAAUUUUGACAACAAUUUUUCAAUGUUAUUUUCCAUUAAUCUUUUUUGCCUUUAAAUAUCUUAUGUAAACACUCGUGUGAUGAGUUAUUUUAACAAACGAACAUGUCUUCGAUCGAAAGUUGAUUAAAUAAUAAAAUAUGUAUACCAUUGUGUUACUAGGAUAUUAUCUAUGUCGCAUAUUACAUUGAAACGGAUAUCGAUUUUUCUUUUGCUUUUUUUUUCUUUUUUUCUUUUUGCUCUUUACACCAUGUGUAAAAUUAAAAUGUAAUGGAUAAGUAAAUAUGGAAAGAUUUUUAUAGAUAAAAUUACGAAAAAAAAAAAAAAAAAAAAAAAAAAAUGUAUAUCAUUAAGUGUAUAUCAAGUCUUUUCAUUAUACUUUUAAAUAUUCGAGAUAAUGAUGCCGUUAAAAUAUUUAUAGCUUUUGUUUGCGCGAAUUAAUUCCUGAGAAAAAUUUAUUUGUUAUCAAUUUUAAAUUAGCGCUUAAAUAUUCACAAUACAAAAUGGCGAAAUCAGAAAAUAUUAGCAGGAUCGUAUCUACAAAUGAUUUCAAAAUGGGUCAUCGAAAAUGACAAUUAAUUCGUACUAUUUUUUGUUAAAUGAUGGUUAAUCAGUCGAUUUAUUCGAAUGUAAAAAGAUUGAUUACAUUGUUAGAAAAUUUUAAAAAAUUUAUAAUGUUAUAUAAGAUCACUUAUUAAUUAGAUAUAAAAAUGGGAUGCAAUAAGAACCUUUAUUUUCAACCUGAUAUAUACGUUCCUGAAAAUUGCUUUUGCCGCUCGUUCAUAGUAGCACCCUAUGUCAGCAGUGCUAUUUCUAAUGUUUAAAAUAAAUUCUCUCAAAUAAUUAUUACAUGCUUAAUAAUAUUUCCAUAAAUAUAUAUAUAUAUACAUAUAUAUGUGUGUUUUUUAAUACGUGAAUUUUCAAUAUUAAUCAUGCCUCGCCACAAACAACGAAAACAUCCACUGAUAGGAGAAGACACUAGAAUAGCAGUAAACUUAACUUUGAAGAAAUUAUUGGAAACACCGGAUCAAAAAGAAUUAGAAUUUCCAUCUUCUUAUACAGCAAUAGAACGAGCUUAUAUCCAUGAACUUGUUAAGGAUCUUGGCUUAAAAUCCAAAAGUAGAGGUAAAGGCAAAAACCGAUUUUUAACGGUAUACAAGAGAGAAGGAUCUACCAUAGUUCAAGCUGAUGCUGUAAUCAAGCUGCAAAAGUCAUCGAAACAAAGUAUUUAUGCUUUAUUAAAUAAUUUCCCAUUGAAUCAUAAAGAAUGUCAAGAUUUAUUACCUCCAAUGGAAAGAGAACGGCCUCUUAAUGCAGAUGUUAUUACAAAUACAAAGGCUAUGGGUCGCUUGAACAGUAGCAUCCCACAAGUACCACAAUUAAAGACAAAUUUUGAUGUAUUGAAUUUUCGUAAAUCACUUCCAAUUUUUAAUGCACGAGAGGACAUUUUAAAUGCUUUGGCUAACAAUCAAGUAGUGAUAAUAGCUGGGGAAACAGGAAGUGGUAAAACCACACAAGUACCUCAAUAUAUAUUAGAGCAUUGCCAGCAAAGACAUCAAAUUUGUAGGAUUAUAUGUACUCAACCAAGGAGACUUUCUGCAGUAUCCGUUGCAGAAAGAGUAGCAUUUGAAAGGGACGAAAAAAUUGGACAAACAUUUGGUUAUCAAAUUAGACUUGAAAGUAGAGUUGCGCCUAAAACUCUUUUGACAUAUUGUACUAAUGGGGUUCUUCUUAGGACUCUUAUGGGUGGAGAUUCUGCCUUGACUACAGUCACGCACAUAAUAGUGGAUGAAGUUCACGAACGUGAUAGAUUUUGUGACUUCCUUUUGAUAGCAUUAAAAGAUGCAAUGAAUAAAUAUAGAUCAUUGAAAAUUGUGUUAAUGAGUGCUACAUUAGAUACUACUAUUUUUGCAAAGUACUUUGAUAAAUGUGUUGUUAUCAAUAUUCCUGGUAGAUUGUAUGAAGUUGAAACAUAUUUCCUUGAGGAUGUUUUGAAAAUGACCGGCUAUAUGACUAAAGAAAUGAUUAGGAGAAAAAAAGAAUUUUUAAAUAAAAAGGAACAGUGCAAGGUCUUAGAAUCUUGGACUCAGUACAAGCCACAAAUAUCUGGUAAAGGCCCAUUGAAUGAAAGAUGUUUGUUGCCAGCACCGAUAUUAGCACAACAAAAUGAGCCUAUACCAGAGAAAGUUAAACUGGAACCGUGGUUGAUAGAGGAAGUAGACAAAAGUAUAUCGGACGCAUGGUUAUGUGGUGGAGAAGAUAAUUUUGCACAAUUAUUGCAUUUCAUACUUUCCGAAAAUGUUUCAGUAGAUUAUCAGCAUUCUAAGACAUUAGUUACACCAUUGAUGGUUGCUGCAGGUAGAGGAUGCAUAAAUACUACCGAACAGCUUUUAAAUCUUGGAGCAAAUUUGAAUCUUCGAGCUGGUAACGAGUGGACUGCAUUAGAUUGGGCAAAAAAUAUGAAACAAAUCGAAUGUGCAGAAUUGAUUGAGGCAUAUAUGAAAACGUAUGAUUGUGCAGUGCAAGAUUGUGAAAUAGUACAAGGUGACAACGUUUCUAUUUCUGAAGAAGAUAAAAUGUUAUUAGAUGUAUAUCAUCAUACAUUCAAUGAUGAAAAUAUUGAUCAUGAUCUUCUUUUACAUCUCGUUAUAUAUAUCCAUUUGAAAAUGCCACCAGGUUCAUUAUUAAUAUUUUUACCUGGUUAUGAUGAUAUAGUAACUAUGAGAGAAAGAAUAAACGGCGAAGAAAAGAAAAUGAAUCAAGGCCUUCGUUACAAUUUAUUUGUACUUCACUCAAAUAUGCAAAUAUGUGAUCAGAAAAAAGUAUUCAAGCCUAGUAUGCAAGGAACUAGAAAGAUUAUUCUUUCUACAAAUAUUGCAGAAACAAGUAUUACGAUCGAUGAUGUUGUUUACGUGAUUGAUUCAGGAAAAAUAAAAGAAAAAUCAUUCGACGCGAUAUCCGGUGUAUGUACGCUUCGUUCAAAUUGGAUAUCACAAGCAUGUGCAAAGCAACGAAAAGGAAGAGCUGGCAGAUGUGGAAAAGGAUUCUGUUAUCGUUUAUUCUCAUCAAUUCGUUUUAGCAGUAUGCAAUUACAUCAAACACCUGAAAUCUUACGAUUACCCUUGCAAGAGUUAUGCCUUUUUACAAAACAUUUGGCACCAGGAAAUACACCAAUUGCAGAAUUUUUAGACAGAGCUUUAGAGCCACCAUCCAAUAUAGUAACUAGAAAUGCCGUACAAUUAUUGAAGACAAUCGAUGCAUUGGACCCAUGGGAAGAUCUUACCGAAUUAGGAAGUCAUUUAUUAGAUAUACCGAUUGAACCAAGAUUAGGGAAAAUGUUGUUAUAUGCAGUUGUUUUGAAAUGUCUCGAUCCAAUUCUAACGAUCGUUUGCAGCUUGGCAUAUAAAGAUCCAUUUAUUCUGCCAGCUCAACCAUCACAAAAAAGGGCUGUAGCUGCUGCACGCAAAAAAUUUGCUACCGGGACAUUUUCAGAUCAUAUGGCUGUAUUGCGAGCAUUUCAGGGCUGGCAAAAUGCAAGAGCUAGCGGGAAGGAACGUAGUUUCUGUGAAAAAAAUUUCAUUUCAGCGCCUGUUAUGGAAAUGGUAGUUGGAAUGCGAACUCAACUUCUUGGUCAACUUCGUGCAUCUGGAUUUGUUAGAGCGAGAGGUGCUGGUGACAUUAGAGAUUUGAAUACCAAUUCUGAAAAUUGGGCGGUCGUUAAAGCAGCUUUAACAGCUGGUUUAUAUCCAAAUAUAAUCAGAGUCGAUCGGGAUCAUAUGCAACUAAGAACGCAAAAAGAAGUGAAGGUCUUUUUCCAUCCAUCAUCGACGUUAAGAGAUUUUCCAAAAUCUCCUAGAAUGACUUAUGCUCAAACUCAUGCAGCUAAUGUAGAAUCAUUACCGUCCGAUUGGUUACUCUAUGAAGAGAUGAGUCGUACUGGUCGGUUUUGUCAUGUUAAAAUCGUUACGCUCGUUAAUCCCUUGACCGUAGCACUUUUCAGUGGUCCAGCAAGAUUACCUAUGGAUACUAUUUAUGAAGCUGGUGCAAUACCCGAAAGCGAAUCUGAUUCCGAAGUGGAUGAAAAUCAUGAGGGUACUAUUUUUAAGUUGGACGAUUGGAUUGUAUUUAAACUUGAUCUUGAAACUGUACAAUUGUUUUUAAAUUUACGACAAAAAUGGAACGCCCUAUUUUUACGGCGUAUGAAAGCACCAGGAAAACCUAUGUCACAAUUAGAUGAAAAAGUUGUUAGUACAUUAGUUACAGUUCUAACUAAUGAGGAGCAAGCAUGUGGAUUGCAACAACCUUCAGGAAUUGGACAAAGACCUCGUCCAUUAAUAGUCGAUUAUUAUCCUGCAAAUGCUAGAAGAGCAGAUGACUUUGUAGAGAGAAAUUUUUAAAGAGAGACAUUGUUUUACUUUAAAGAAAUGGAAAAGAAAGUUGUAAUCAUGUACAGUUUUAUAUUAUUUAAAAAGAUAUGUUCUUCUUAAUGGUUUUUAUAUUACUCUAUGAUGUCUUAUAUUUACAUCACUCUAUUUCUAUGAGAGUAGUUGUAUACUGUUUAUAAAUGGUUGCUUAAAUAAUGAUAAUUCAAUUAACAACAUUAAUCGAGUUUUCAGUAUUAUAGGAAUUAUUAUUGCCAGAUAAAGUAAUGGAGUGAAAAAGUUUAGUAUGACGUGUAAUGUAACUACUGUAUAUAUCGUUUUACCAUUGGCUUGAUAGUGAUACAUUUAAAUGUGUUCUUUGCUAUAAAGGAAAUAAUAUAAAAAAUAUAAAUUUUAUUUUUUAUUAAAUUAUUGCAUAUUUAAUAAUUUAAGAUAAUUAUUUCACAAGUAUAAUAAAUUUAUUUACUUUCUUUACAUCUUCAUAUCUAUUAUCGAAUGGAGCAUAUAAAUUGUUUUUAUUCUAAUUCAUGAAUGUUUGUUUGUUUGUUUGUUUGUUUGAUGCAUUACGUUAUUUUAUUUGAUGCCAAAUUAUUAAAGGAAAAAAGAAAAAAAAAACAAAAAGGAAGUUAUAAAGAGCGCAAAAAAACAAAAAAAUAUAUUAUAUAUUUUGUAUAUGUAUAAAAUUUGUCAUUUUUAAUUAAACUUUUCAUUUAAUUGCGCUUAUAAUUUUUAGCAAUAGAAUUAAAUUUUUCAAAGCAGUGUUUUAUAACUUGAAUAACAUAUUGGAGUUUACAUAUAUAUAUUUACAUAAUUAAAUCGAUUAACUUAAUUAAGUUAAUUACUAAUUAUUAAUUAGUAAUUGAUUUUAUAUAUAUAGUAAAUACUCUUAUCAUUGAUAUUAUAUUUUCAGAAUAGCUGACUAUAAUAUUAUUUUGUAUUAAUUCACUUACCUUAAUUACGUUACCUUCAAUAAAAGGUAAAAGGAUAGAUCGAUUUUGCAAAGACACUUUUAUUAAUUACAGUAGUUAUAUCUUACAAUACUUGGCUUUUUAUUUUUAUUUUUUUUUUAUUUUUUAUUUCAAUAUUUAAGUAGAUGAUAUUUUUGGUAAAAUGUUAUUUUUUGUUUUGUUGUAUGAAUAAUGUACUUUCGUUUCAAAGAUUUCCUAAAAAUUUAAUAAAAUUAUUUAUUAUUGCAUACUGGUACAUAUAAAUUAUAUCUUAUUAUAAAUAUUAUUUUUAUUUUUUUUAUUAUUCUUUUCUUUUUUUUUUUUUUUUUAUUAUCAAUUAAUAUUUUACAACCUGAUGUUGUUGAUACGAACUAUGCUGAUAAAAUUGAUAAAAUCAAUGUGUACCUUUCAGAAAGAUUGUAAUGUUCUUCGAUGUGAUAAUAAGAAAUAGAUGCUUAAAACUUUUGA